ACCACACGUGUCUGAGAGGCUUUCACAUCAGUUUCUGUCCAGAUGUGAUAUUUGUGCCAAAAUAGGAUUAAGACAGUCUGCAUUUUGCAGGGCAUUCAUAUUCCAAAAUGACUGACUACGCAGAAGAGCAGCGGAACGAAAUAGAGGCCUUAGAGGCAAUAUACCCUGAGAUUGAAAUUUUAGAAACUCAACCAUUUCAUAAAUUUCAACUUGAACUGAAAUCACAAGAUGCCGAGGAUGAUCCAGAACAUGCAGCCACUGCCACCAUACUAUUUACAUAUGUGGAGAAUUACCCAGAUGUGGCCCCAGUCAUGGAGGUAGCUGAAUCAGAGAAUUUGUCAGAGGAACAGGUGGAUGUGUUGUUAAGGGUUAUGAAUGAACAGGCAGAGGAGAAUGUUGGUAUGGUAAUGGUGUUCACAAUAGUGUCAGCUGUGCAGGAGAAACUCAGUGACCUUGUGGAGGAGAGCAAGACACAGAAACAGCUAGAGGAGGAGAGGAGGAUAAAAGCAGAGGAGGAAGCCGAACAGAAACGAUUUGAGGGGACCAGAGUAACAAUAGAAACAUUCUUAGCCUGGAAGAUGAAGUUUGACGCUGAAAUGGCAGAGAAAGACCGACUUCUCGGCAUAACUGAGACUACCUCCAAAAAACUUACAGGGAAGGAAUUAUUUCAAAGAGAUGCCACUCUUAAUGAAUCUGAUGUUAAAUUUUUACAGGAAGAAGGAGAAGCUGUGGAAGUUGAUGAGUCAUUAUUCCAGGAUUUGGAUGACCUAGAACUAGCUGAUGAAGAUCUAGAGGAUGGGUGAUUUAUUAAAUAUUUAAACCAUUUAUGUUAAAUGAUUUUAUACACACAAUUGCUUGUACCAUAUUACAAA
Liolophura sinensis is the source of this 872-nucleotide messenger RNA. RefSeq names its product RWD domain-containing protein 1-like. The record is from RefSeq and is a predicted model, not a curated record. The transcript is spliced from 7 exons. NCBI's taxonomy places the organism in Eukaryota, Metazoa, Mollusca, Polyplacophora, Chitonida, Chitonidae. Gene Ontology annotation, molecular function: protein binding. The coding region runs from base 108 to 803 and encodes 231 amino acids.